AUGGCCACAAAGGAACUGAGACACGGUCCUUACUCCUAUUUAGGAGGCAGCAGUGAGGAAUAUUCCGCAAUGGGGGAAACCCUGACGGAGCAAUACUACGUGAAGGAGGAAGCGACGACUAACUAUGUGCCAGCAGUCGCGUUACUGGUGGGAAAUCGAGGCCUAACCUCGUGGAAGUUAGUAAUACUGUCGAACUUGAGUGCAGGAGAGGUUAACGGAACUUUAUGUGGAGCGCGUGGGGAGCAAAACGGAUUAGAUACCCGUGUAGUCCACGCCCUAAACGAUGAUACGCUCGCAAGAGUGAAACUUAAAGGAAUUGACGGGGACUCGCACAAGCAGUGGAGCAUGUGGUUUAAUCCGAUACAACGCGUAGAACCUUACCAAGGCUUGACAUGUUUGGCAAAGUUGAGGAAACUUAACGGAGGUUAUCCAAACACAGGUGCUGCAUGGCCGUCGUCAGUUCGUGCCGUGAGGCCGACUGCCAAGGUAACUUGGAGGAAGGAGAGGAUGACGUCUGGUCGUCAUGGCCCUUAUGCCUUGGGCGACACACGUGCUACAAUGUUCAGAUUGGAGGCUGCAACUCGCCUCCAUGAAGGUGGAAUUGCUAGUAAUCGUAAAUCAGCCAUGUUACGGUGA
Molecule: messenger RNA, 636 nt
Organism: Ambispora leptoticha
Lineage: Eukaryota; Fungi; Glomeromycota; Glomeromycetes; Archaeosporales; Ambisporaceae
Source: the annotation of a GenBank genome assembly